CAGAGACACUCGGAGACACAGAGAGGACAAAGCAUCCCCGACUCCAGACUCAGCAUCACCAACAGACGAGCAGAGAUGAGGCCUCGGUCCAGACUGCCCCCCAAGCAGACGCUCCUCCUGCCCACAAUCACAGAGGGCACCGAGGAGCUGGCGAGAGAGAUGAACGACGCCAACGCGGACCGCGGCCGCCCGGUCGGCUCCUCCGAGGACUACCUCCUGUCCAUCUGCCACCUGGCCCACCCCACGUUCCCCACACGGGACCUCACGUCCCAUAGCAACCGAGACGGCAAGAUCGGUUGCUAUGGAGACGCAGACCCACUGGAGCACAUCUACGGUCAUCCCAACUGCAGCCUCCAGUGCGGAAGACGGCGUUCCACGUCCAAGGAACGAACGAGGGCGCACAGCGUCCCCAACACGUCCACUCCAGACCUGACCCAACAACGCAAACGCAGCUGCCCCGAGUUACACAACGCCACCCGAACUGGACCAAAGACGACAGACGCGACGGAGGAGGAACGGCCGCACCCCGCCGUCAAACCGUCCCUCAUUUCACAGUGGAUCUCGGACUGUAGGGCGGCGUGGAGAGAGACGCGUGCCCGAGCCUGUCUGCUGCCCGCCAUCGCCGAAAUAUGAGGCGUGGUCAGUGCAGAGACUCCGCAGAGAGACGGGCAGCUGAGCGCGUGGCCAGUGCAGGUAGACGGGAUGAGGCGCGUUCAGUGCAGGUAGACGGGAUGAGGCGCGUUCAGUGCAGAGAGACGGGCAGCUCCAGUUGUGGUGGGACAGUCCUGUUCUUAAUGAACCAAAACCACAUUAGCCAAAUGUCUUCACGUUGUGGACACUGUUAUUCUGACACACACGAGCAGAAUGUGACUCAUAUCAUGACAAUAAACACUCUCCUGUGUCUGUGCUGUUAAGCACACUACAUACAUGUUCACGUGUGGAAAAUGCAGAUUAUUUCAUGUUUUGAAACGUGUUUAGGCCGACACAUGUGAUGUCGAAAAGCUCUUUUUUUAAUCUUGUUUUGUGAACUUGUUAUAAUAAUAAUGAAUAAAUGUGUUUGAUACUUGGU
Molecule: messenger RNA, 1069 nt
Organism: Periophthalmus magnuspinnatus
Lineage: Eukaryota; Metazoa; Chordata; Actinopteri; Gobiiformes; Gobiidae
Exons: 2
Coding region: 76-633 (185 amino acids)
Biological process (GO): regulation of autophagy
Cellular component (GO): mitochondrion
Source: RefSeq, a predicted model, not a curated record